Xiphias gladius (swordfish) is the source of this 3185-nucleotide messenger RNA. RefSeq names its product membrane-associated ring finger (C3HC4) 7 (gene marchf7). Gene Ontology annotation, molecular function: zinc ion binding. Lineage: Eukaryota; Metazoa; Chordata; Actinopteri; Istiophoriformes; Xiphiidae. The coding region runs from base 149 to 2533 and encodes 794 amino acids. The record is from RefSeq and is a predicted model, not a curated record. The transcript is spliced from 11 exons.
ACCUGAAAGCAAUCCUCCUGGAAACCACUCCCACCGGUUCAAUGCAAAUAAGCUGAUCUUCUGUGUCAACAGCCGUCAACACAGACGCCAUCGUUCCCGUUGUGCUAAAGCAAGAGAGACUCAAAUCAAAGGCUCAAGGCAAUCCACGAUGGACUCCAGGUCUCGCAGACUUCCUUUUUGUCUGCCCAGCUCAAGGUCGUCCUACACAUCCAGUCCGACAGUCUCCCCCUCAUUACUGGGCUCCAGUAGGUUGUACAGUCGGGAGACGGUGCUGAAUAAUGACCGCUUCCCUAGAGCAUCAUCAGCUUACAAAGCAGACCUGGACCAACAGAAUUCUCGUCUCCUGAGCUCGUCCAGAGACUACAGCAGCUCUGACAGUCGCUCCACCAGCUGGAAGUUGCCCACUUCUCUGACGUCCUCCAGCAGAUCUUAUGAUCGCCCAUGGGCUGAAUCCUCUCUGAGCAGCAGGAGCAAACUGGGUGAUUCUGAGGGGAGGCUGGGGAUGCGCUCCGGUCUGGUGAACUCCAGUGGUGAUGGCGAUUCUAAAAGGGCCAAAUUGUCAUACAGCAACAGAGGACUCUACUCAACAACGGCCAGCACCUCAGUUACAGGAUCCACCUAUUCCAGUAAUGGGCUCAGCAGUGGCAGAGGUAAAGGUGAAAAACAAAAUGAGAUGUUUGAUUCGUCAUGGGGCUCAUGCCGUUUACUCUCACGGUCAUCGUCUUCCUCCUCGAAGCCGCUGUUGUCCAGGAGAGAGCAGGAGACAAAGAAUGAGCCCAGUCUCUCAGGUUUGGGAGAAAGAAGUAUUAGGACUCCUGGAGUGGCUUCCUCGUUGUAUCAGACAGACAGGGUGACUUCCACGUAUGCACAGGGAGCUCGGCCCAAAGAGACUGCCUACUCUUCCUCUCCUUCGUACACCACCGCUAGAGAGAGCUCCCUAAAUCGCCACCUCUCAUCUUCAACCUCCCAACGGUCUUCUCCUCUGAUGCGCAACUUGAGCGGCAGAACCACAGCCCGUUUCUUGAAUGGCUCAUCCACCCUCAACUCCUCUCAGGAACAAACAGGAAACCCUGAAUCCUCCUCAGAUAUCGCCUCCUCUUACUCCUCCCACACCCCCUGGUACACCACUCCCCUGGCAAGACCAGAGGCCACGCUCCCUCCAAGGCCGGCCCCCAAUGGCGGAGAGCCAGAGGGCCGUCGCUCCACACGACGCCUUUUGUCCCGUCUAUUUUCACGGCGCUCCAGCCAAGACUCUUCUAGCGGAUCUUCCAGUGUUCGCUCUCUUGACGAUGACAGUCCAUCAACCGGUGGAGAGUCUGUGGACAGUGACGAGGGAGCCAGGAUGUCUAGCGUGGACCCUGACGCUGGAGGGUCAGAGACGACCUUGGGUAGCCUCAGGAAUCGCAGAGCAGACCUCGCCCCUAUCCAGGAAAACAACAGCGCUGGCUAUCAUAGUGGCUUGGCUCGAUCCAGAAUGGCAUCGUGGAGAGAGCCUGUUGCUAGCAGUAGUAAUAACACCAGCAGUGGAGGAGGCAACAGCUCCUCUUGGCUCUCCUCCUCUCUCCGUGGCCGCUGCCCUCCCCUACUCUCUCGCCUCAGAAGACAUGCAAGGGACGAGAGUGCACACUCGGCUGCAGGCUUAGAAGAAGGCUACAGCCGUCCACAGCAUUUACUGAGAAGGUGGGAUGACCUUGAGCAUAAAGCAUCACAGGAUGAUGAUGAGGAGGAGGAGGACGUGGAGGAGGAUGAGGAGGAGGAGGAGAAUGAAGAAGAGGAAGGAGCAGUUGGUUUAGAGGCCUUUGGAGCAGGUCGUCCCUGCAGACUCGAGGAUGAAACAUUACCUGAACUUGAAGAUGUCUCGGUUGAAUUUUCGCCACGCCGCAGAGUGGCAGUAUAUGAAAACCUUUCGGUUCCUAUGGGUCCAUUGAGUGGCGUUGAGAGCCAGCUGGACAGCCAGAGGGAAAAGCCCAUUUCCAGUAGGGAUCAAGAGAAGCUGCGCAAGAUCAAGGAGAGACUGCUUCUGGAGGAUUCUGACGAGGAAGAAGGCGACCUGUGCCGAAUCUGCCAGAUGGGGGAGGAAUCGGCCUCCAACCCCUUGAUUCAGCCUUGCCGCUGUACCGGCAGUCUGCAAUACGUCCACCAGGAUUGCAUCAAGAGGUGGCUUCGCUCCAAAAUUGGCUCAGGCACAAACCUUGAGGCCAUCACAACAUGUGAACUUUGCAAGGAGAAGCUGCGCUUAAACAUAGACAACUUUGACAUUCAGGAGUUAUACAGGACACAUGUGCAAUCAGAAUAUGAUGAGUUCAUCAGCAGCGGUCUUUAUCUGGUGGUGCUGCUGCAUUUCUGUGAGCAGAGGUUCUCUGAUGUCCUGGGAGCUGUUGAUGCAGCUGGGUUAUUCAACCUGGUGAGAAUCCUUCAUGAACACAUGGACAAUCUUGAAAUUCCCCACGGGGACAGUGACGAGGAUGUGCGAGACAACAGGCCAUCUAUUGAGUUCUCUGACCUGGACGACGAUCUUGAAGAGGAGUACUAAUUAUGUGAAUGCGGUGGAAUGAGGGUUAAAAAAAAAAAAAAAGAAAAAAGUGGGUCAGGUUUAUCUUAAGUUGCAGGGCUAUUCCAUGCCAUAUGGUACCUCACCCAGUUUUCACACAUGCUUUGACAUCAUGUUCAUCUGAAGUGCAAGUGAGAAAUGCCAAGAGCACAGAAUAUGUCUUGCCUUUGAUGCAGGUGGCUUUUGCAAAUAUGCAAACUUGAAAUGAAGUAGUGCUUAAAAAAUUUUGACACCACUGUAUUUCAGUUUCUAUGAGAGUGCACUUUAUUCAAUCAUAAUUAAAUAUAAAUGCAAGUCUUUUUUUUUUUUUUUUUUUUUUCUUAACUGUUAUACCACAAGUGCUUUAAUGUUCAAAUAAGGCAGAAAUAGAACAGAAGGACAACAGUGACAAGUGUUGACUUAAGGUUUGAUGGGAAGACGAAUGCUUUUGAGACAGAACAGAAAAGGUUGCGAUUAUUCCUUUUGCCAUCUGUUUUCCUCUGAUUUUUUCCACCGAGAAUACAUUUUAAAAAGAAAAAACUUGCACAUCAACAAAUUUUCCUCAUCUUUGUUUCAGUGUUUGAAAUGCUUUAUGUAUCUACAAAUCUAGUUUCAUGCUUUUAAUUUUGUGAAUAAAGAUUGAAUGCAGACUGCC